UUUUUCUUUCAGAUAUUGAUGAGUGUGCAACACAGAUGCAUUACUGCCAGUCCAAUACAAUGUGCAUGAACCUCCCUGGAAGUUAUCGUUGUGACUGCCUACCAGGUUUCACCAGAGUGGAUGAAUACUCCUGCACUGAGCAUGAUGAGUGUGCCAGUGGCCAAAGCUUGUGUGAUGAGAACGCCAUCUGCACCAACACCAUCAUAGGACACCUGUGUACCUGCAAGCCAGGCUAUGUUGGGAAUGGUACCAUCUGCAGAGCUUUCUGUGAAGAUGGUUGUCGGAGUGGAGGGACCUGUGUGUCCCCAAACACAUGUGUUUGUCCCUCGGGAUUUACAGGAAGCCGCUGUGAAACGGAUAUAGAUGAGUGUGCAGAAGGCCUGAUCGAGUGCCACAACCACUCCCGCUGUGUCAACCUACCCGGCUGGUACCACUGUGAAUGCAGAAGUGGUUUCCAUGACAAUGGGUCCUACCAGCUUGACGGAAGUUCUUGCAUUGACAUUGAUGAGUGCAUUUUGCAGACACACACCUGCUGGAACAAUAGUGUUUGUGUGAACCUCCCAGGAGGCUAUGACUGCAUGUGCACAUCUGGUCCAGGCUGCAGCGGUAACUGUCCACAAGAAGACGUUAUAAGACGCAAUGGAGAAGAUUGGAGACCAACCUAUGAUCGUUGUGCUGUUUGCUCAUGCAAGGAUGGACAGACCUUUUGCAGGAGGAGACCCUGUGACUGUGCAGACCCAGAUGAGGACCUGUUUUGCUGUCGUAGUUGUGACAACAGGCCGAGCAGUCAGUGUCUUGACCAGAGCGGACGAACGCUGUACCGCAGUGGAGCGUCUUGGCUGUACGGUUGCCAGCAGUGUCGCUGCUUGGAAGGGGAGGUUGAUUGCUGGCCUUUAGUUUGUCCCGUAUUAUUGUGCGAGUACACGGCAGUGGCAGAGGGGGAAUGUUGCCCACGCUGUGUCACAGACCCCUGCUUGGCUGACAACCUGUCCUACGACAUUCGGCAGACAUGCAUGGACCCCGCAGGCGUCACUCGCCUCAGUGGGGACACAUGGCAUAUGCCCAAGUCACCCUGCACUGUCUGCAAGUGUAAGAACGGGAAGGUGUGUUGCUCUGUGGAUCUCGACUGCCUUCAGAACAAUUGAUACCCUUCCCUUUUCUCCUCCUCUCACAACGGGACUGUCACACGGCCUCCUCCAUCAGACAAAUUUCCCUCUGGAUUCAUAAGAGAGACUCGCACAAGAACAAGUGCAUGACAGUGUGUGCACAGGAAACACACACCGGACAGACUUUGGGUGUCGAAGUGGCACCUUUGCGCCACAAAUCUGAUGAUGAGCAGCGAGCAAGUAUGUGUGACUCAGGAGAAGACUGAGGUCAUCGUCACGCUAAGUCAGUGUGUAGUGUUUGUGUCUUUCUGUUUGUCUUUUUUCUUUUUUUACUUUAAUGUCUUAAGAAAAUGCGUGCAAACUUAACCAACCAAACAAGGGCACCAGCUGAUCACAUGCUUUAGUGCUCCAUCCCUCUAUAUUUCCUGAUUUUUGGCUCACUUUCACUUGGUCAUCUUAAGAAAGAUGUCACAAAACGUAUAUUACUGUUGUAACAAAAACAAUCCGUUAAUUUUCAAUCUUUUGUCUUAGAGAAAAGGUGUUGUUUUAGUACAAUAUAAUAUUACAUAGGAUCAGUCCAGCACUAAGAUUUCCUGCUGAUGGCUUUCCAAAUUGGGAAAUAUU
This is a messenger RNA of Cyprinodon variegatus (sheepshead minnow), 1730 nucleotides long. It is a transcript of the gene nell1, whose product is annotated as neural EGFL like 1. NCBI's taxonomy places the organism in Eukaryota, Metazoa, Chordata, Actinopteri, Cyprinodontiformes, Cyprinodontidae. Gene Ontology annotation, molecular function: protein binding; calcium ion binding. The coding region runs from base 36 to 1145 and encodes 369 amino acids. The record is from RefSeq and is a predicted model, not a curated record. The transcript is spliced from 8 exons.